AUGAGCACCACCUCUUCCACCCUCAAUGCUUCGGCGAAGCUCAACAAGCCAGCCCGCUUCUCUGUCCCGAUCUCCGCCUCCGACCUGCCGAAAGGCUUUGUCGUCUCAUCCACCUACGCCGGGAUCAAAGCGGCCAUCUCGCCCAAACCCACUUCUUCCUCCGGACCGUCAAAUCCGAAUCCCAAGCCGGACCUCGCCUUGAUCGUGUCGACCGUCCCUGCGGUGGCAGCGGGAACGUUUACGCGAAACGUCUUCAAAGCUGCACCCGUCGUCGUUUCGAACCAGACGAUUCUCGAUGGUGCCAAGGUGCAGAGUGUGCUGGUCAACUCGGGGUGUGCCAACGCGGUGACGGGUACGCAGGGGAUGGCGGAUGCGCAAUCGUGUGUGGAGCUGGUGCAAAAGCAUCUGGCACCGCAUCCUGGGUUGGGUCAGAGUUCGGGGGAUCGAGGCACGCUUCUCCUCUCAACAGGCGUGAUCGGUGUUCCGCUUCCGAUGCCGACGAUCAAGCGGUGCAUCCCGCAUUUGAGCAACGGGAUGAUCCUGCGUAGCGAUCCGGAGUCCUGGCGUGAAGUAGCGAGGGCGUUCAUGACGACGGAUACUUUCCCGAAACUGCGCGCUCGCACCUUCACGCUCGGUGGGCAAGAGGUGAGGAUGGUGGGCAUAGAUAAGGGGGCGGGAAUGAUUCAUCCCGCCAUGACGGGACCUACUCCCCAGGCGGGGUUGCACGCAACGAUGCUCGGUUUGAUCGCUACCGACGCUGCGGUGGAUCCUAAAGCUCUGCAGACCGCGCUCAACCGGGCGGUAGCAAGGAGCUUCAACUGCAUCUCGGUCGACGGAGACAUGUCCACCAAUGAUACGAUCCUCCUUCUCGCCAACGGUCAAGCACCCUCCGCCACACUCAUCGAUGAAUCCUCCCCCCAUUUCGAGGCGUUCGUCUCCGAACUCACCUCCUUCUGUCAGGACCUUUCCAAGCUCAUCGUGCGCGAUGGCGAAGGAGCCGAAAAAUUCGUCGAGAUCACGUGCACCAAUGCGCCCAGCUACGAAGUCGCACACGGCCUCCUGAGCCGGCUGGUGACGAGCAUGCUGUUCAAAUGCGCGAUUCAUGGCGAGGACGCUAACUGGGGUCGCAUCCUCGCAUCUGUCGGCGGAGCAGAUCCGACCUUGACCAAGGGGGUAGAUCCGAGUAAGGUCAGCGUGAGCUUUGUCAACCCGGAUAAGGAGGAGCAAGUGGUGGUGUUGCGAGAUGGAAACCCGGUCAAGGUGGAUGAGGAGGUGGUAGGGGCGUUGCUGAAGAAGGAGGAUGUCAAGGUGGUGAUUGAUCUGGGGGUGGGUGGGGAGGAGUGCACGUACUGGACGUGCGAUUUGAGCAGGGAGUAUAUCGAGAUCAAUGCGGAUUACCGCUCGUAG
Messenger RNA from Kalmanozyma brasiliensis GHG001, 1407 nucleotides. RefSeq names its product Arginine biosynthesis protein ArgJ. The transcript has a single exon. Gene Ontology annotation, biological process: L-ornithine biosynthetic process; L-arginine biosynthetic process. Gene Ontology annotation, cellular component: mitochondrial matrix. The record is from RefSeq and is a predicted model, not a curated record. Bases 1 to 1407 code for a protein of 468 amino acids. Gene Ontology annotation, molecular function: L-glutamate N-acetyltransferase activity, acting on acetyl-CoA as donor; L-glutamate N-acetyltransferase activity, acting on acetyl-L-ornithine as donor. NCBI's taxonomy places the organism in Eukaryota, Fungi, Basidiomycota, Ustilaginomycetes, Ustilaginales.